AGUGUGAACAACGCAGAGGGUCAACAUGUAGGAGCAUGUGUGUUCUGCUGGAUUGGGCAGCUUUUGACUUCACAUUUCCAUUGUUUUGUCGCUUUAACCAACAUUAAAUGGGAUUAACAGCAUCACUGUCCAACAAACUCAAAAAGGAUGAUGCCAAGCUUCACAUCCCAUAUUUCAGUUCCGCGGCCCGCCUAUUCCCAGGCCAGGGAGAACCUUGUGAAAGCUAUCCCACCCAAGCUCCUCUGCCUUCUGGCAUGUGGAGGAGUCGACUGUCGCUAUGAGGGACCAGAUUGCUGGAAGUUAAACCAACAAGUCAUUCGAGGCCUUUUCUCCUCCUGGGUGACGGAUGACAUCAUUGCCAUGGCACGACCAUCCAACCAUUUGAUCAACAAGUACAACAUCAUAGAUCAGUUUCAAAGGUUAAACAUCCGAUCGGUCAUCAAUAUGCAGCUGCCGGGGGAGCAUGCUCACUGUGGACCCCCUCUGGACCUUCAGAGCGGUUUCACAUACUCUCCACAGAUCUUUAUGGACAAUGACAUUUACUUCUAUAAUUUUGGGAUGCCCGAUUUUGGAGUGUCGUCUCUUGUGGGGAUCAUUGAUGGGGUGAAGGUUCUCGCCUUUGCGGCAAAUGAGGGACGUGUGGCUGUCCACUGCCACGCGGGCCUGGGCAGGACAGGGGUGCUGAUAGCCUGUUACCUGAUCUACACCCUGCGCAUCAGCCCCAGCGAGGCCGUGCACUACGUGCGCAUCAAGCGGCCGCGCUCCAUCCAAACGCGGGCGCAGAUCAGCCAGGUCUUCGACUUUGCUCGCCUGCUUGCCACCCAGCUGGUUCAGUAUCCAGACCUCAGCUUGCGGCACGGGGCCCCUUUCACCCUGCAGCACUACCUAAACCGCCAGGCCCUGCUUUUGCACGGCCAGGAGGCACGCAAGCUCAGACACACCCCCAAGGUGGUAUACCUCCUGUGUGUGCGUCUCUCCUGCCUGGCUCUGGGCCUCCCCUCUCCCCCAGAAGUCCACGUUGAGUUGGACAAGAGGUCAGCGCUCAGGACACUGGGCAGGACCGUGAAAGAGACUCUGGUGUCCAAACAAUAUCUGCCCCUGCUGAACGAGGGCCGUAAGGUCUCGUGGGCAAGAUCGUUGUCGGUGUCCUCCUGGGACGAGCCGCUGGGGUUCUUUGAGAGGAAGCGGGAGGUGUUGCUGGACAAACGGAGCUACAGCGAAUCCGACCUCAGCAAGAUGACAGUAAACGAGGAUGUUGAACUGAGUCCAUACUGCAGAGCAGCACUUGGGAAUGAGAAACACUGGUGCGUGCAGGAUCUGAUACGAGCCGAUCUGACAUCUGCUAGUCCCGUCUGCGGCACACUUUCAUCAGGUGACCAGACAACAAAAAAGGAGUCUCAUAUAUCAAACAUCCCCCUGUCUAAUAUGAGAACAAGCAGCAGCUGUGGUAAAAUGACAAAGUGCGGCACCAUAAAGUCCCUUCCCAAAUACAGCUCCAACCUGGAGCUGUGUAGAAAUAUGCGUAAUCCUGGUCCAACAUCAAUGGCCCGCCCUGUUGCAAAGGCAAUGGCAGAAUACGGUCCUCCGGGAGACACCAUUCUGCAGAGGUCGGCGCUUCUGCAGGAGGAACUGAAUAGCAGUGACUGUGGCUGGGCUUUGUUGGUCACAGAGUCCGAUCCUCACGUCCUCUGCUGUCUCUUGUGGACUUGGCUGGAGAAACUGAGGGACCCAGUUCUGAGUCCUGAGGAUGUGGAGAAGUUGAGCAUUGUGGGAAGCAACAGGAAGCCUCUAAGUGUUCUCAAAAAGCCACAGAGACACACCAUCUUCUGUCUGCUGAGCUGUGUGAGCUCCGUGACCAGUCUGUGUCCGCACAGAGAGGAUUCUGUGCUCCAAAGGCUGAUGUCUGCACUCACACGGCGCCCCCAAGAGGACAUGACAAGCCUCGUAGCACUGAUGAGAGUCCUGAAAGCCAGCUUGAGAGAAACCUACCAAAGUUACAGUGACCUCACCAGGGCCUGCAGCACCAGUGCAACUCUUUGAAGAGUCAAGUCCAAAUCAAAAAUGACAAAAAAGACUACAACUGAAAGAGAUUUCUUUCUUUCUUUCUUUCUGUCUUUC
Messenger RNA from Menidia menidia (Atlantic silverside), 2118 nucleotides. The record is from the annotation of a GenBank genome assembly. Lineage: Eukaryota; Metazoa; Chordata; Actinopteri; Atheriniformes; Atherinopsidae.